AUGAAGCCAUCAACAUUUCGCACGGCGCGUCUCGCCCUCAACGGCCUGCAAAAACGGGCGUACUCUCAAUCCUCAGGACCCAGGCAUCUCAUGUCCAUCGCCGACCUCACACCCGCUGAAUUCUCAAACCUAGUUCGCAAUGCCGCUGCUCGCAAACAGGCCGCAAAGGCCGGCCGGACGCCGCCCUCACUCAGGACUUCUUUGUCAGGCCAAACGGUUGCCAUGAUGUUCAGUAAGAGAAGCACGAGGACGCGUGUGUCUACUGAGGCCGCGGUGACGAUGCUUGGUGGGCAUCCCAUGUUUCUGGGCAAGGAUGAUAUCCAGCUCGGUGUAAACGAAAGCCUGUACGACACUUCAGUCGUCAUCUCGUCAAUGACGUCCUGCAUGGUCGCCCGUGUCGGACCUCACUCCGAUGUCGCCAAUCUCGCCAAACACUCUAGCGUGCCGGUCAUCAAUGCCCUGUCCGAAGACUUCCAUCCUCUCCAGACCAUUGCGGACUUUCUCACCAUCCACGAAGCAUUCCCGUCUUUAGAAUCCUCUGCAGCUGGCCUGGGUCUCAACGGCCUGAAAGUCGCCUGGGUGGGAGACUCCAACAAUGUUCUCUUCGAUCUGGCCAUUGGCUGCGUCAAGAUGGGCGUUGAUAUCGCCGUUGCAUCACCUGUUGGCUACGGUAUCCCCGAUAAGAUGAGACAGCUCAUUACCUCUUCGGCCGAGGGUGUCAGUUCUCCAGGUAAUCUUACGGAGACUACGAUCCCCGAGGAAGCCAUCAGGGAUGCGGAUAUUUUAGUCACGGAUACCUGGAUUUCCAUGGGCCAAGAGAGUGAGCACCAGAAGAGGCUGAAGGCGUUUGCGGGUUAUCAGAUCACGAAUGAGUUGGCCAAAAGGGGUGGCGCUAAAGAGGACUGGAAGUUUAUGCACUGCUUGCCUCGACAUCCCGAGGAGGUCACAGAAGAGGUCUUCUACAGUCCCAAGUCUCUCGUCUUUCCCGAGGCCGAGAAUCGGCUUUGGUCCGCUGUUGCUGCACUCGAGGGCUUCGUCGUUAACAAGGGCAAAUUGCAAACGUAG
Molecule: messenger RNA, 1065 nt
Organism: Metarhizium album ARSEF 1941
Lineage: Eukaryota; Fungi; Ascomycota; Sordariomycetes; Hypocreales; Clavicipitaceae
Product: Ornithine carbamoyltransferase
Exons: 3
Coding region: 1-1065 (354 amino acids)
Biological process (GO): L-citrulline biosynthetic process
Cellular component (GO): mitochondrion
Molecular function (GO): amino acid binding; ornithine carbamoyltransferase activity
Source: RefSeq, a predicted model, not a curated record